AUGUCUUACGAAAAAAGUGCUAUUGUAAAUCCUCCUGGAUUCGUUCCAUGUUACGGACAAGGACUACGAGCGAAGGAGUCUCAGCUAGGAGCGAUUGGGACAAAGGAAUGGCUCAAAUCUAUAAAGCUCCACAAAUAUUGGCCACUCAUAUCCCACUGGUCAUAUUGGCAAAUGUUGGCUUUGACAAAGGAAAACAUGGAAUACAAUAUAAAAUUUGUCGGAGGCACUGAGAUCACUCACGGGGCCCAGGGGAAGUUACUACGCAGCAUCGAAGAACUGAGAGAGAGGAGAUUCAGGCUGAAGAAUAUAAUCCAGGACCUAGGAUCGUCUGGGAAUUCACUAGAGAACGAACUGUCGUAUAUACAGAAAGUGAUAUACACUCCAUUUCCAACAUCCGAAGAAGACUCUCUACCUAUUUUAGUAGUGCACACCAUACAAAAAAUAAAAGAACAUAUUAUACUUAAUGAAAGUUGUACUCAAGGCGUCAGGAGAUCAAUUGAUCUAAUCGAUAAGGCUAUUAAACGGAAUCUUGUGUUGUACCGAGCAGAAGAAAACUUGAAGAACAUGCCCUUCCUCUGGGAUAUCCACUCUUUCUCAAUGGACUCAGGGUUUGGUGAAAAUUCUGAAGCAUCCCUCCCAAAGAAGCAACCUUCAACCAAAUGGACCAGUGGAAUGGACUCGAUAAUGUACAACGCCUGGAAAACGUAUGAAUACACUUCCCCAAUGCAAGGAACUGUGGAGGGUCUUGCUGACUUCCUAGUCAGUAUGUUUGCAAAUCCACGUACUGGACGAUAA
Molecule: messenger RNA, 795 nt
Organism: Nezara viridula (southern green stink bug)
Lineage: Eukaryota; Metazoa; Arthropoda; Insecta; Hemiptera; Pentatomidae
Source: the annotation of a GenBank genome assembly